AUGAGGGUGAAUGAAAAAGGACCAUCUCUUAGAAAAUUACAUCCACUUUCUGAAAAUUCACUAUCAUGGCCCACUUGUGAUACUACUUGUGGUCGCGGUGGCUACGAUAUUUUUGUUGAGAAUUGGACUUGGAGCGGCAUGUUCAAAGAUGGUGAAGUGUUGCAGAAGCCAAUUAUUGAAAAUGAUCUGUAG
Sphenostylis stenocarpa is the source of this 192-nucleotide messenger RNA. The record is from the annotation of a GenBank genome assembly. Lineage: Eukaryota; Viridiplantae; Streptophyta; Magnoliopsida; Fabales; Fabaceae.